Drosophila sechellia is the source of this 861-nucleotide messenger RNA. RefSeq names its product zinc finger protein 250. The record is from RefSeq and is a predicted model, not a curated record. Gene Ontology annotation, molecular function: zinc ion binding; RNA polymerase II cis-regulatory region sequence-specific DNA binding; DNA-binding transcription factor activity. Bases 61 to 702 code for a protein of 213 amino acids. The transcript is spliced from 2 exons. Gene Ontology annotation, cellular component: nucleus. Gene Ontology annotation, biological process: regulation of transcription by RNA polymerase II. NCBI's taxonomy places the organism in Eukaryota, Metazoa, Arthropoda, Insecta, Diptera, Drosophilidae.
CUAUCUUAUUACCCAUCUCAAUUUGAAACGUCAAAAAAUUAAGUUAACUAACUAAAAGCAAUGGAUUCCGGAAUGUGCCGUGUCUGUAUGAGGGAGAAGGAGAACAUGCUAAGCGUCUUCGAAACGAUGCCGCUACCCGGCGUGUCCCUUGCCACCAUGAUUUCCCUGUGGCGCGGCACUCCGGUUCUACCAAAGGAUACCUAUCCCAAGACCAUUUGCCAGUCUUGUGCUCGGGAUGCGCAGAGGGCUUACGAAAUGGACAACGUGCAGGUGGAAGAGAUAGUGAUGGAGGAGACAACCGAUGUCGGUCAGUUAAUGUUGGGGACAAUUGACUUGACGAACGAUCCACUGGCGGACGACGUAGAAAAUCUGCGCCCCAACUCAAACUCCAACGGGGAUGGUGGCAAUGUGAGCAAGACUAACAAAGAAAAAAAGGUUAAGGUUCCUAAGCCGCUGAAGAGUGGACCAUAUAAAUGUGACAACUGCCCCAAGUCUUUCAUGUUACCUGCCCACCUUAAGUGUCACAUGUGGGUCCAUGCUAGUGAGAAACCUCACAAAUGCUUGCAAUGCUCCAAGUCCUUCGCACAAAUCCGCAGUCUUAGGCGCCAUAGGCUCGUACAUACUUCGAGACCUGAAGAAGGAAGCUCCUUCUUCAAAGGAAGCUCUUCUCUUAAGGACCAUGAGACCAAGCAAGCCAAAUAAAGCAAAUUCAAGAAGAAUGACCAGGAUGGAAAAGACGAAUGCAACGUGUUACCAAAGUAAGGGGAUCUCCGGACAGCGAACACCUCCAAAGUACCUUACAACGAUUAUACUCAUUUUUUGUCGAUCCAAUAUAUGACCGUUGGAAUAAAUAUUAAACCC